AUGCUUGGAUGGCCCGUCUUCACUGGACGUGCGUGCCCCAACAUCUCUUCCGCUCGUUUCGUUCCCUCGCCAUUGUCAUCCAAGAUGUUCUCAAAUUUUAAACUGGCGGAUGCACUUCACCUGAAGCGCCUGAAGAAAAUUGGACAUACUGCCCUGGCUCAUGAUAAUGUCCGACCUCGCGUGACCGAACUUACGCGAAAGAAAAUUCCCGAAGUUGGUUCGGUGGAGUUCUAG
Messenger RNA from Necator americanus (New World hookworm), 234 nucleotides. RefSeq lists its product as uncharacterized. Bases 1 to 234 code for a protein of 77 amino acids. The record is from RefSeq and is a predicted model, not a curated record. NCBI's taxonomy places the organism in Eukaryota, Metazoa, Nematoda, Chromadorea, Rhabditida, Ancylostomatidae. The transcript is spliced from 2 exons.